This is a messenger RNA of Penicillium arizonense, 2022 nucleotides long. RefSeq names its product DUF4246 domain-containing protein. The transcript has a single exon. Lineage: Eukaryota; Fungi; Ascomycota; Eurotiomycetes; Eurotiales; Aspergillaceae. Bases 1 to 2022 code for a protein of 673 amino acids. The record is from RefSeq and is a predicted model, not a curated record.
AUGGCGUCUCUCAAUAACGCUGGCCAUGGUCCGCUUCAGGUACCAGGAUUUGGCUCAAUCCCCCUGACUUUUGAACUGGCCCCCGAGGCGCGCUUUGCCCAUGGGUUGGUUGAAUAUCGCCACUCGUCUCGGUUGACCAAGCGAGAGAUGGCGAUGCUCCGACUCAUGUUACAUAUCACAGAGCAGCCUGGAUGGGAUCGCGCAAUACUGGACUCGGAUGAGACCAAGCUGGCGCAGUGGUACCAGGACGCCAGGGAAGGAACCGAAGGAUUUCUUAUCAGCGUCGCCACGUGGGAUUGGUGCCUCGCGGAACUGCGCGACAAAGCGGAGAUAUGGCAGACAACGGGCCAUCUCUUGAUCUUUGACAACUCCUCUGCUGUGUGUCAGGCCAACUUGUCGACGAAAGUGCCACCGCGGGAGUUCCAAAAGGAGAUUGCCCGGCUAGGGUCACAGCAAGGCCAUGAUUCCCCCCUUGUUGACCCGUCUCUAUUUCCGCUAGUGUACGACCGUUCCCAUGUACUAGUCCAGGGUGGAGAGGUUUCCUUGGAUAAUUUAUGGAGAUUAGCAGGUCAGGUUGCCAAGGAUCUGCCGGUCCAUCCGCUCGCCCAAGCCAUAAUACGGCCGGGGUUGGAGAGGUCCCGCAUGGCUGGAUGGGGAGGACUGGAGAGCUGCUGGUCGAAUCGUUUCCAAUGGCUUCCCUGCGAAGUGCAGUUCAAUCCCCAAACGCUGAACAACAACACCGAUGUUCGGAUUACAUCCUAUGUGAAUAAUCUCCAUCCGGAGCACCAUAAAGGGCUGUACAGACACCUUGAGCGCCUCAUCGCAGGUGCGGUCUCUUCUUGGAACGAGAUUCUUUUCUACGGCAACACCCGUGGACGCCGUCCGCCACGCAUCUUAACAUAUGGUUGCCAGAUCCACAACCACAAGGAAGAUCACAAGAUAUUUGACCUGGUAUCCAGAUGGCUCACGUGGUCUGUGGCCUGUGAUACCUAUGAAGAGUGGCAGGGGCGUUGUGAAGCCGCUCGCGAAUAUAUCAAAGGGCCCGAGCCACCAAGAUGGAAGCAGGCCUAUUUUAAUGAGCAUGAUAUUCUAUUGGAAGACAUGACCCCAGAGAUGUGGGACUGCCCAAAAGAUGUGCGUCGCGCUAUUAACUCUAAACGAAGGCGGAGAGCUUGGUUCGACCAUCCUGAACCCGGCGUCUCAUUCUCGUACGAACAAUGGAAACAGGGUCAAUUUACAGGACGCGCAAUCAACCCGCAGCAUGUUGGGAAGUGCCCGGAUCCACUACACCAUGACCAUAUUCCGGUGAGACUGGAGCAGAAAUUUCAGCAUAACGGUCUCCAGGUCGUAGUGGAGAUUAAUCGCAUCGAACUCACAUCGGAGAAUCCCGUGUAUCCGGGAGAUACUCACUUCCACACCGAGGGGCUCCGUAAUGAUCAUAUUGUUGCCACCAGUUUAUACGUAGUGGAAUGCAAGAAUGUAACCCAGGCCCGCGUGGCGUUCGAGCAUGAGGAUGAAGUCCAUACGGAUGAGCUCGAAUGCGAGGUCCCGGAUGCGCUAGCCGCUAUUCUAGAUGUGGAAAAGUUGGAAGAUUUUGAGGAGCUGCCCCCUCGAGCACUACAUACUUUCGGAUCUGUCGGGACUACGGAGGGCCAUCUUCUGAGCUGGCCUAAUACUUAUCGGUCGAAGCAAGAGUCAUUUCGCCUAAGGGAUGCUAGUCAACCCGGCAAUAUGACCAUUGUCAAGCUUCGUCUAGUGGAUCCGCACUAUCGAGUUUGCUCCACACGGAAUGUACCGCCACAACAGCAUGACUGGUGGGCCGCUGCAGCGGAGCAGGCAUCGGAUCUGGAUAAGCGCUUGCCCCGAGAGUUAGUACUUUCCGUCAUGGAACAGGCGGACUGGUGGCCUAUGUCCGAAAUCGAGGCACGGGGCUUGCGGGAAGAGUUCCAUGGUGAUCAUGAGCGCGCUCGAAAGGCCAUUGAUAAUUGUGUGGGGCACAAUAGUGUCCUUGAUGUACCCUAG